AUGAGUUUGAACCGGCGACUCAGACCGAACCCGCCGACUCAGAGGUCCGAUUCAGAUGACCUCGGAAUUCUCAACGAGCGGAUACUCUUCCUCGUCUUCCGGUCCAUGAAAUGGGAUAUUCAGGCGCUCUGCUCAACCGCGUCGGUGAACCACAAGCUCCGAGCAAUCGUGAAGAGGCUGCUGUGGCGGGAGCUCUGCGCGCAUAGCGCCCCUCGCAUGAUAGCGUCGCUGGAGAACGCUUCGCCGAGCGGUCGAAUCGGCGGCGGAUGGCACACGCUCGCGAAGCUCAUGUUCUUUUGCUGCGGCUGCGAGCCCACUCGGAAUUUCAAGGUGAGUCGACCCACCCCGGGCCACUUCGUCGAAUCGUCGAGGUUCUCUAAGACUUCGGGUCAGAGCUUCUUGACGAAGCGGUGCCGGGGCGAUUUGCUGUACGUCAGCGACCCGUGCGAGCAUCAGAUGGGGGAGAAGGAAGACGAUUUGGGGAUUUACAGAGGGGUAUUUAAGGGAUUUGACAAGUCAAAGACGAGGGCGUAUUUGAUCGGACGGCGAGUAAAGCUUGAAGAAAGGGUGAGAUGUCCUUACUGUGGGGCCCCCGAGUGGAGCAUGACCACGGCUGGGCUGGUGCCCAAGAGCGCGGCUCGGAGGCUUGGCUCGCAUCAUGGGGCGUUGGAGUAUUUUGUGUGUGUGAACGGGCACAUGCAUGGUUCGUGUUGGCUGGUGCCUUUGUCGUCCGAUGAUAAUGAGGAUGAGGAGAUGGACGGUAAUGAUGACUCCGAUUUCGAUGAUAAUGAUGGUGGAGUCCGCAGAAUUGGCUACGACGAUCGGACGGCCACAAAUGGAAGUAUGUGCUCUAUGGGGGAGGAAGUUGUGGUGGACGGGCCCGCAAAGUAA
Prunus armeniaca (apricot) is the source of this 891-nucleotide messenger RNA. NCBI's taxonomy places the organism in Eukaryota, Viridiplantae, Streptophyta, Magnoliopsida, Rosales, Rosaceae. The record is from the annotation of a GenBank genome assembly.